Aphanomyces astaci is the source of this 974-nucleotide messenger RNA. RefSeq lists its product as hypothetical. Lineage: Eukaryota; Oomycota; Saprolegniomycetes; Saprolegniales; Verrucalvaceae. Gene Ontology annotation, molecular function: GTPase activator activity. Bases 48 to 890 code for a protein of 280 amino acids. The record is from RefSeq and is a predicted model, not a curated record. The transcript has a single exon. Gene Ontology annotation, biological process: signal transduction.
CAGAAACCACUUGGUUCCUGUGCGCCGCACAACACUUCCAUUUCGUCAUGCCGAUGCCGAUGCUGUUGUGUAUGUGCUUCCCCAAGGACAAAUCGUCCCCGAACAAGCCAUCGACCCCCGGAGCGUACGACUGCACGACCAUCGGCACGCCGUUCGCCAUCUCCCACGACUUUCACGUGUCGUACAACUUUGAGCAGGCGCGGUUUGAGAUCCAAGGAGAGGGCCCACCUCCCCCCGAGGUCGAGUCCCAGCUCGAGAACUGGAACAUGCAUCAGCAUUUCAAUGUCCCGAUCCAACAAAUUCCUCGCGUUGCGCUACCUGCGUAUACGGACCGCAUUCCAGCCGUCCUGCUUAUGCUACAGCAUCAGUUCUACGCGCAAAAUGGCCAUAUCGUUCCGUACAUUUUCAGGGAAAGUCCAGGAAAAGCCGACCGCGACCGCGCAAUUCAAGCCAUCAACAGUGGCACGUUUUGUGGGGACGACAUAUCUGACGUCCGCAUCGUCGCCGACCUUAUCAAGGUUUGGUUCCGCGAGUUACCGACGCCACUGCUACACCAAAUCCCGCUGACUCUCAUGGAGCACAUUAACUCGUCAUCCGCGUCAAGUGUCUGUCCCGACAUGCUGGAGUACAUGGGAGCCAUGGAACUAUCGAUCCUACAGUGGCUCGCAGACGUGCUUCUGCAUGUAGCUUCCUUCGAGCAUGUCAAUCACAUGGGGAUCGAACAGCUCGCCAUUAUCCUCGCACCAAACCUCAUCCGCAUCGACACUCCAAACCCCAUGGUCGCCGUGACUCUGUCCAAAGCAAGUGUAGACUUUCUCCGACGAUUUCUCAAGCACCGAAGUGGAAGUGUGAACACCGCAGCAGAAGUCAACCUACCUCCUGCAGUCUAAUAACUUAUUUAUUUGUCAUUUAUUGAGUCACAGCCUCAGUACCAUUGUUGCCAGUACUGGUAUACGGUUAACGAUAGAAUAAUG